UUUCGAUCGCAAGCUCAACACAAACGAACUACAGUCGGUAGCGGCACGAUGAAGGCGUAUAUCCUCGACGGCACGUGUGUAUUCCUUGCUGCUUCCCUGGCGGCGCUCGUGUGGUACUGCAUGGUGUCGGCCGACUGGAUGGGUCAACGUGGCGACAUCGGGACGGCGGAGUACGCUCAAGGGAUCGGUCUAUGGGCAAACUAUACAGCACGCCGCGGCGAUGCUUGGUUUGAUCCAGGGAAUUCGUUCUGGUUGCCCAUGCAAAGCACCGCGGUCGAGUUUUACCAUGGGCAAUGUGCGUCGUACCAGUACCCCGACUGCUCGCUCUUGGGAAGCGGGGAGUACCAAAAGCAAUUGUGCCAAGUGCUCGCGGUGUACUGUGGCACCCCCCUUCUGAUCAUUCAGCUCAUGAUGUCGAUGGCGGCCGGGAUGGCGAUUGUCGUGCUGUUGUGGGUCGUCGUCAUGGUGGCUAACAAGCACCGAACAAGCACGGAAGACUACCUCGUCGGGCUUUGUCUCUUCACUGGCAUGUUGCUCAUGGCCGUGGUCGGAUGCUUUUACUGGUUUGUUUUUUCACCGAUUUUGAAGACUGCGUUCUACGCCGACGAACGGUCUCGUUGCAAGGACAACGAGAAGGGCCGGUCAUGUUGGAGCAUUCGCAUGGUCCCAUACGCCACUAUGGUCGCGAGCGGGCUGUACUGCGCUUUGACAGUGGCGCUGACGUCGCUCAGCGGUGUCAAGGCUGGUCGAUACAAGGUAGUCGUGCAAGAAUAUUGCCGAAAAGUCCUGGCCGAUACAGAUGCCCGCGCCAUUCGUGAAUCGACCACGUCGACGGUGCGCGGAUCCGAAGACUCGAUUCUUUCGCGCGAUUCGAUUGCUCCCGCCUCAUAGUUGGGGUCAUUCCGUCGAUAAACAUGUUGCAACGAGGCAUUUGUGGCAUCUAUUGCUUGGCCUACACAUGCCACGCCAAGCAUGCCAUCGUAAGGCUCUGGUUGGAGGUCUAAAGUUGACCAGCUGAGAGAUCGUGAGAGAUAGAGACCUUGUGUUGGUGGAAUACUGUACAUGGGAUCACUCGCUGU
Messenger RNA from Aphanomyces invadans, 1079 nucleotides. RefSeq lists its product as hypothetical. Lineage: Eukaryota; Oomycota; Saprolegniomycetes; Saprolegniales; Verrucalvaceae. The record is from RefSeq and is a predicted model, not a curated record. The coding region runs from base 49 to 891 and encodes 280 amino acids. The transcript is spliced from 5 exons.